CAUUUACAAAUAUAUUCUCCCAUACUGUAGGAUGCCUUUUUGUUCUGCUGAUGGUGUCCUUUACUUUUGAGAUACUGAUCUUUUUUUAUGCAUAGAAACAUUUUGGUUUUUUUUUUACUGGACUUUAAUUAUAUCAUGAACAGUUUUCAUUUGUAACAGGACAAAUUUGCUGGUUCCUAGUCCAGUUCUGCCAUAAUCCUGAGUGGGUAACCUGUCAUGUGACCCUUCUCUGACCACUGAGAUUUAGACCAGGAAGAGACCCCUAAACCAGGCUUCGCCAUUUAGAUACAUCUAGUUUGAUACUGAAUCACAGAUUCUGAUUGGUCUCUGUUAGGCAUUUGAACUAGAAAGUAAUAUAGAACUGACACCGUUUCUGUUGUCACAUAAGAACCAAAUAGAUAUAAGCUAGCCCAGUGAGAAGCAAAAGAACGCAGCCAACUCCAGAAUGUGUUGGCAGGAGAGGGGUGUCCCAUGAAGGCUCAGAAAGAUUCAGAAGAAACAUCUUCAGCCUUCAGCUUCUGAGGUCCACCUACUGCUGGUUUUGGGAGUCCAUGGGAAUGUUAUGUUUCCAAUAAAGACUUUUUUAAACUUAGUUUGACUGAGCUUCCAAACUUUUCAAACAACAACAACAAAAACACCCUGAUUAUCUUCCACAUCAUGGAAGAUAAUUUUUAAUAUAUGUUGCACAGUAUUCUAUGAAAUAUGUUUCCACUGCCAAUCAUUUAUGUUACCUAUAGUUCUGUCAUCAUAAACAAUACCUCAGUAAACAUCCUUGUAUAUACAACUUUUCUCAUUUGUAGAAUUAUUUUCCUUAACUUAAUUCCCGUAACUAGAAUAGAUGAGACAAAGAGGAGAUAUAUUUUCUAAGACUUUUGAUGGAUUUUCAAGAUUGCUCCCCAGAGAGGUUAUACGAAUCUGUGUACCCUUUUAGCAGUAUGUGGAAAGGACCAUUUUUCCACACCCAUUUCAAACUUGGGAAUUAUUAAUUUGAGUAUUUGACAAUCGGGUACAUACAAAAUGGGUCUGCUUUUUAAAGGGUUUUUCAGUAUAUUUUUACUAUCAAACAUCUUUCCACAUGUUAUUCAAUCAUUUGUAAUUCUAAUUUUAUAAACAGCCAUGUUCACAUUUUUCUGAAAUUUUUCUAUUGGAUUUUCCCUUUACAGCAGUGCCCUUAAAAUUAAAUGGAGCUGUAUAUAAAAAUUUUAAAUGCACAUGCUCUUUGACAGAUCAAGUCCAGUGUGUCAUAUUUACUCUAGAAUUAUAAAAGGACAUAAAUAUGUUCAAUGGUGUUCUGUGCAGCACUACUUAUGAAGAAAAAAAGAAAACAAUAGGGAUAGUUAGUAAAUGAUGAUAUGCCCAUAUAAUGGAAUAUUAUUCAGCUGUCAAAAAUGUAAGCAGAUAGGGAAAUCUCUGCAAGAUAUCUUAACAGAAAAAGCUUAAGGUGCAAAACUAUAUUGUGAUCACUUAAGUGUUUUAACAUAUAUAGACACCCAGUCACUAAACAAAUUUAUUGAGUGCUACGAUGGGGCUGGUGAUAUCCCAGGGAAGAAAUACACAAAAUACUGAAAAUAGUUAACUGGGGAGUCAGACAUUUUUCAUUCUAUAGUCUCUAUGCAAUGAGUAUGUAUAGUUCAUACAUAAUAUGUAUAUUUAAAUUUUAAAAAUUAAUUUGUGCUGCUUUCUGUAUUACAAUUUUUUUAAUUCAUCUCUGUCCUGCAGCAGCCUGUGAGGACCCUGAAGACAGAGGCUCAGUUUUGCCUUUACCACCUUGUUGAUUUUUAAUUGAAAUGGGUUGCACAAAUGAGGAAAGCGGUUGGGCGUCGAAGGGGCGGUGGGGGUCCGCCCGGGGCACCAGAGAGACGUGCAGCCGCCUUCCUAGAGAGGCGCAGAGCCGACUGGACGCCGCGCCUAGGCCGCUGGUGCGGCGGGGGAAGCAGCCCUGGGCUCCCCGGCCGGGUGCAGGAGGCGCCCGUGAGACCUUUCCGCCCCGCGAGAUCUGGGCCUCCGCACCCCGGGGGGAGCCUUUCACGAUAUCGGCCACGAGUUUGUUGUGUAGGUUCCUUGAAUUUUGGUCCAUUAACCAGCUAUUAGACACGCACUUACCGACUGCCCGCUGUGUGCUGUGCGCUGAAGUGCUGGGGUGCAAUCUCGGUAAGGUACGUUCUGGGCCCCCCAGAGCGUCUUGGCUACCGGCGUAUCCUGUACAUACACGUGCACUCACCAAGAGUCCACGGUGUGUGUUCAAUACCAGAUGUACAUUUGGAAAAACAUUUCUGAAGCAUAGACACCAGCUAAGUGAACCUUUUCCUAGCCUUUAAACUCAGCAUGGAUGAAGCUCUGCCAGGUCCCUCUUCUGAGAGUGGAGACAAGCUUACGAGAGUGAAGCAGGAAGAUCCCGCAUGUGAGCAGAUGUGCUCACAUGAGCGCUGCUCCCACAGUCAGGAGAUUUGCCGCCUGCACUUCCGGCAGUUCUGCUACCAGAAAGUAACUGGGCCCCGGGAGGCUCUGGCCCAACUCCGAGAACUUUGCCAUCAGUGGCUGAGGCCAGAGACACAUACCAAGGAGCAGAUCCUGGAGCUGCUGGUGCUGGAGCAGUUCCUGACCAUCCUGCCUGAGGAGCUCCAGGCCUGGGUGCAGACAUAUCAUCUGGAGAGUGGGGAGGACGUGGUGACUGCAGUGGAGAAUCUGGAGAAAGACACAGGAGACACGGAACAGCAGGCCUCUGUCUACACUCAGGGACAGGACAUGAGCCUACAGGUGGCAGAAUCUCAAGGAACCUCUUUGGAAAGUCAGAGCCUUCAGGUCCUGCCCAGGAUAACUACCUUGAAGUGUGAACCUCCAGACCUGUCCCAAAAGAACUCUCAAGAAGUGAGUGGGCCUGCUUCUCAGGGAACAGCCCCCCUCCAGGAAGAAAAUCCCAGAGACAAGAUAGAAGUACCUGAGUCUAAUUCAGCCAGCUCCCAGACAUCAGUGAAGACUGAAGCAGCAGCAACCCAGGUCCUUGUCCCAGGGGAGUGGCCACCUCUGAGUAGUGUGGCUCAGAGGAACUAUUGUGGCAACUCAGCUCAGGAGAAGGUUACAGACUUCAAUCUGAUGACUGAAGAAGUUGUAACUAAAGAUGGAUUGUUUAAUGCAAAGCAAGAAACUUCUGAAGAAAUGGAACAAGGUUCUGAGGCCUCAGGAAUACCCAACAGGUAAGUGUCUGUGAUCCUAAGUGGAACAAAUCCUGCAGAUGUCAGAAGAAAUUGAAACAGAACCAGAGAAACCAACUGGUCAAAAGCUGCUUCCCCGGAAUAAUACAAGAAGGGUACCACUCUACUUCUGUGAUCAAAGGAGGCUCCAUUCCAAGAAGGUGACCUGUUAGUAUACAAUCAUUAUGUAAAACCUUCAGUUGGUGCACAGUUGCCUCCAGGAAUCCUAUCCUGACUCAGUCUUCCCUGCCUGAUUUCCCUUCUGGGCUCCCUUUUGUGGAACGAGAUAUAGAGAAGCCAGAAAAGGCAGAAUAAGAGAAGGUAGAGAAUUUAGACGAUAAUGAGGGCUACUGAUGGGUAAGAGAAGAACGUCAGCAGAGCUGGAAGAGGACUUGGGGGGACAAGAAAGGUAUUUUCAAUCACCAGUAGGGGAAUUCUGAACAAGAAUCAAAAAGAAAAGUAGCUGAUGAAGAAGAGAAAUUAAAGAUGGUGGUAGGUGCUGAGUAAGUAUUGGUUGUGGAAUGAGUGAAUGUGUGGCCGAGAUACUCCCAAAGCAGAAAGGGAGGAGCCAGGUCGCAAGCAGAGGGUUGGCUUCUCAUGAGGCCAUUAACUCCUUAAGAGACAAGAAAAGAGGAAAAAGGAAACAACAGGGGGUAAUUAGACUGAAGAGCAGGGUGGAGUGUGGAGAUUCUCCUGAUCGUCAUUUGUUCAUCCUCCGGAAACGGUUUGCUAAAUCUCAGUUAAAAUAGGAGUGUCUUGAAGCUCAAAAAGAGAAGUAAAAUUUUUUAUCAAGUUCAUCUGAGCCAAGCCCCACCAAACAAAGAGAAAUAAUGUUCUGUGUCUUAAUUCAGAGUUAAAAUGGUGCA
Molecule: messenger RNA, 4057 nt
Organism: Manis javanica (Malayan pangolin)
Lineage: Eukaryota; Metazoa; Chordata; Mammalia; Pholidota; Manidae
Source: RefSeq, a predicted model, not a curated record